This is a messenger RNA of Apis mellifera (honey bee), 5243 nucleotides long. Its product is annotated as titin-like. The transcript is spliced from 5 exons. Bases 223 to 4947 code for a protein of 1574 amino acids. The record is from RefSeq and is a predicted model, not a curated record. NCBI's taxonomy places the organism in Eukaryota, Metazoa, Arthropoda, Insecta, Hymenoptera, Apidae.
CAAUUUAGAUAUAUCUUUAAUUAGAAUUUCAAUUUGAUUUUCAUUCCAACACUUUUACCUCGAAAAACAAUUUCUGCUCUCAACUGUAAAUUCCUCGUACAUUUCUUCUUUUCUCUUUACUCCUUUCCCACCACUACAAUAUUUCAAUCAGAAAUUGUUGAAAGCAGGUGACCGUGAUUCAACGUGAUUCAGAGACUAGAAGCGACUUAAAGGACCAACACCAUGGACGAUGAAAUAAAUGAAUGGGAUGUGAGCGAGGAUAUGACGGAGGAUGAUUUAGAUUAUGACACUUCUAAAAUACCCUCGUCCAUUCCGGGAAGCAAAGUUGAAUACAGUUCAGUUCACACCCAAAACACAUCCGUUCAAUCGAAUCCGAAGGAAAAUCCAUUCUCCAUGGACGAAUACGAUACAGAUAUCCAAGAAUCGAAGAACCAGGAGGAGUUCAAAAAGUCCACAUCCCUCGGCCAGCUGGACAAGGACGCGUCCCAAAAACAAAAUCCAAAAUCGGGGAAGACGUAUCGAAAAUGCCAGCGCAAGUUCAAAGAGAUGAUAAUAAAUCGUGAACUGAAGAACGAAGAAUUGGAGAAGCAACAGGGGGAUCUGAAGCAUCGAUUGAACAUCUUGGAAUGCUCCAUGCCGGCCGUGAUGGUGUGGAAUAUCUGGAGGAUGGCUCAAGGGACGUGUGUACCUAAUCUCCAGCGUAUCAUGGAGAAGCAGUUCCAAGGCCCAGCUUCAGGGGAGGUGUAUUGUCCGAAGACGCCUAGCCGCCAUUUCGAUUGCAGAGUGAGGGAGGUCGAGGCAGAGAGGAAAGAGGCUCAGAGGAGGAUGGACGAGGCUAGGAAUCUUUGGACCGAGAAGGAAGCUCUGCUGGAGGACAAAAUGAGGAGGUUGGGGGAGGUUAAGAUCCUUCAGGAAGAGAUGAAAGAGAAGAUCGAGAAGCUAACUGUCGAGGCCCAGAAAUUGAAAGAGGCUUACAAGGUGGAGGACGAGGAUGAUCGCUCGUGCGAGGCUGGCGAGUGCGGGGUAAUAGAGUGCAAAAAGAAGUGGUUAAAGAAACUGCCUAGCAACGCGUCGAUUAAAUCGACCGAUAUCGAGUGUUUAGAAAAGCUUCAGGAAUUGGCCGAGACUGAAUUGUACAUGAAGAAACAAAUCGCCGAAUUGGAAAAUAGGGAGGACGCCUAUAUGAGAACGCUUCAACAAGCGGACGAUCUGUGGUGUAAAUUGGACAGCGAUGUUGCCAGCACUAUAAGCAGUUUGCAGGAGCAAUUAGAAAUGAAGACGGCGGCAAAUCAACAGAUGGCGGAUCGCAUCGUCGAGUUGGAAGAUAUAAUAGAGAAGCUCAGAUCAAGACUGUCCACCUGUAGAGGUGAAUUGGAGAAGUAUCUUAGCGUGAGCAAGAUAGAGGCUUUGGUGGGCAAAGAGGAUGACUUUGCCGAUGUACUUGACAUAGAUGUAGCGGUUAAAGUAGAUAUAAAAGAGGAAUUGAUCGGAGUUGAAGAUUUUGCGGAAAUCGAAGAGAUAGAAGUCCUAGCUAAGGUUGAUAUAGAGGAGAAGGAUGUUUUAGCGGUCCCGGAAAUAGUUGACGAUGAGGUGGAAGAGAAGCCAGAGAUAGUUGAUGUUGAUGUGGAAGUGACGCCAGAGAUAGUUGAUAUCUAUGUGGAUGUCAAGCCAGAGAUAGUUGAUGUUGAUUUGGAAAUCAAACCAGAGUUAGUCGAUGUUGACGUAGAAAUUAAACCUGAUGUGGUCGAAGAUGAAGUAGAGAUAAAACCUGAUAUAAUAGAGGCUGAGAUAGAAGCUGUACCUGACAUGGACGAUGUUAAAAUAGACACCGAUGUUGUAAAAGUGGAAGAUGAAGAAAUAGAAAUCAAACCAGAAGAUUUUGUUUAUCAAGAACAUAUGUUAGAAGAAGCUUCAGAAUAUUUGGACCAAAUAACAUCUCUCUCUGAAUUGGAUAAAUAUGAUGAUGAUUUUGUCUGCCCUGAAGGUUUCAUUUGUAACGAUGUAGUGCUCACUGAAACUGGUUUAACGGAAGAAGAAAUGAUUGCAUUGAAGGAAAAUCGUAUCACGCCAGAGCAAUUAUUAGAAGAACAUGGGUGGAAAAUAAACAUAGAAGAUCUAAUUGCUAAAAAACCAGUGACUGUUAUCGAUGAACCUAUAAAAGAGGAAAUAAAAAUUGAACCUCCAUCCAUUGAGAAAAUUGAACCUGUUGUUGAAGUAGAAAGAGAGCCAGAUGUUAUGGUGGAAAAGCCUAUACCUAUAGAAGAAAAAAUUGAUGUACCUGAACCAUUUGUGGAAGAAGUGAAACCUGUUGAGGAAAUUAAACCUAUAGAAGAAAUUACACCUGUAGAGGAAAUUAGACCAGUAGAAGAAAUUACACCUGUAGAGGAAAUUAGACCAGUAGAAGAAAUUACACCUGUCGAAGAAAUUAGACCGAUAGAAGAACUUAUUGAGGAAGUAAUACCACCGGAAGUUAUCAAAGUGGACGAAAGACCUAUAGAAGAAAUCAGACCAGUAGAGGAACCAACACCUAUUGAAGAAAUUAAACCCAUUCCAGAAGUUUAUCCUCCUGAACCUCCUUCUAUCAAAGUUGAAAGACCAGAUAUACCAAUUGACACGGAUAAUAUUAUUAUCCCACGAAAAGAAAUGUUAUCAUGGGAAGAUGAUGUUGAUACAAUUAGAGCAACGAUAGCGGAAUGUCCCGAUUGCGUGACCGUAAAGGAGGAUGCCGACAAGUUGGCCAUAAAGAUGGCAGCAUAUACUGAAACUGAUGUAAAGGAAAUAAUUGCAAAAGUUAGAAUUCCCGAAGAAAUACCCCCGCCAAAAGAAAUCGAAAUACAAGUCGAGCCUGAAGUACAGCCAAAAAUUGAAGUAGCUGCAGAAGCAAAACCUGUAGUUCGCGAAGAAAUGGUCGAAGUAAAAUUGGAACCUGAACAUCCUCCAGAACCACCUUCUUCACCAUUGAUAUCAACUUUAGUUGUGGAAGACGUUAAGGAAGAUGAAAUAUUAGAAGUAGCGCGUAAAUUGGAAGUAUUACCAGAAGUGAAAAAAGAAGAAGAAGAAGAAGUUCCUAUAGUAGAAGCACUUGCUCCAGAAGAUAUUAAAGAAGAAGAAGAGAUUAAAAAAGAACCGAUAGAAGAAGAGGAAAUUGUGGUGCCGUUAGAGUUUAAGGAAGAAAUUAAAGAAGAAAUACCAGAAAUUGUACCAGAAGUUGUACCAGAAGUUAAGCCAGAAGUUGUACCAGAAAUCAAGCCAGAAGUUGUGCCAGAAGUUGUACCAGAAGUUGUACCAGAAAUUGUACCAAAAGUUGAACCAGAAGUUAUGCCAGAAGUUGAACCAGAAGUUGUGCCAGAAGUUGUAUUAGAAGUUGUACCAGAAAUUAUGCCAGAAGUUGUGCCAGAAGUUGUACCAGAAGUUGUGCCAGAAGUUGUGCCAAAAGUUGAACCAGAAGUUGUACUAGAAAUUGUACCAGAAAUUGUGCCAGAAGUUGUGCCAGAAAUUAUGCCAGAAGUUGCACCAGAAGUUGUGCCAGAAGUUGAACCAGAAAUUAUACCAGAAGUUGUAUCAGAAAUUGUGCCAGAAGUUGUAAUAGAUGUUGUAUCAGAAGUUGUACCAGAAGCUGUACCAGAAAUUAUACCAGAAGUUGUACCAGAAGUUGUACCAGAAAUUGUACCAGAAGUUGUACCAGAAAUUGUACCAGAAAUUGUACCAGAAAUUAUACCAGAAGUUGAACCAGAAGUUGAACCAGAAAUUGUACCAGAAAUUAUACCAGAAGUUCCACCAGAAAUUGUACCAGAAAUUAUACCAGAAGUUGUACCAGAAAUUGUACCAGAAGUUGUACCAGAAGUUGUACCAGAAGUUGUACCAGAAAUUGUACCAGAAGUUGUACCAGAAAUUGUACCAGAAAUUGUACCAGAAGUUGUACCAGAAGUUGUACCAGAAAUUGUACCAGAAGUUAAACCACCAAAGAAACCUAUAAAAAUAAAACCGAAAGAAGAAGUAAUUUGCACAUGUCCACCUUUUCGUCCUCCUGUUACUUCCACGUUGCCAUUUCAGAUACCUCCUAAAAAGAUUGAAAUUACUCAGACGGAAAUCACAAGGAUCGAAACCGUUUAUCAUCAAAUGAUCACUCAAACAGUGGCAGACGUCGAGACACAAACGACUCCAAGACUGCAACAACCCCAACAACCCCAGUUAGUAACUAUUACAAAAGCGAUAAAUCCAGAUCCAGAAACGAUGCAGCAACUAUUACAAUUUAAAAAGCCUUUAAAGGAGCAGGAAAUAUCCAUGACAUUUCAAAAAACUUCGAAAAUUGCAAAAAGUUCGUCCCUUCAUAUGAAAGCCACGGGUUUAAGUGGCUAUUCUUAUCCUCCUGCUGCUCCCUAUGAAACUCUUUCCGCCAUUAUGCAAUCUAUGAAAACGGAGAGCAUGAAACCCGGCCCAGAAAAAGAACUUAGAUCCAUCUAUUAUACCAAGAAGUCUGAAGAGAUGGAGCAAGGGAAAUGCAAUUGUUGUAAAUGUGGAAAGAAAUUGCCUGCGACGUACGAGCCGGGUCCAACGUUGAAAAAACCUACCACCAUCCAGCCGACUCAACACGAGGCUCUUUGCGCAGAUUGCAAACUUAAAAAAAUUCAAAAGGUUCUGAAGGCACAAGAUCCUUUGAAGAAGGUACCUAAGAAGCACACAUGUGAUCAAGAGAUUUGUACUUGUACACCGACAACGAUACCGACACCGACACCAACCAAGGGUCUCAAAAAACCUUUUCCAUGCAAAAUGAAAAAGGAAAAGAUGGAUCAAGGUUGUACAGCGAAGAUUCCCAAAUUGAAACGAAAGCCAAAAAUAAUGGACAAUGAUGAUGAUCAAGAUUCAGUGCAAUGCACCUGCAGCGGUAUAAUAGAGACUAGAGAAGGAUUGAAAAGAGUACAUUGUGCCUGUGGUGAUCCUGAUUGAUCUCGUCCUUGUAAAUCUUGUCGUUGAUCUAGUGAUAUCUUAACGAAAUGUAUUUACAAUCGUUCAUCUAUAUAUAAUAUUAAUUGUUGUUGAAACGUGAUUUAUUAUGGACCAUGAACGUUCAUGAACUUCGUAUCGGAUUUCAGUCAAACUGGUGAAGUGAAUGGAAAGUUUGAGUCCUUGUCUUUCAGUUUCUGAAUACAUAAUGUCGUAAAGUCCAUAAAGUCCAAUAUCAUUUUUCAACAUUUUAUUAUAAAUUAUAUCAAAUGUAUUCAUGGUAUUAAAAUCAUCGAGUC